AUGGCAAGGCGUUUCCACCGCUUGCGCGAUCAGGUCCGGUACGAACUCGACGGCGCCCUCGAGUGCUUGGGACGCAUCGACUGGCAAAUCUGCGGCCAGCUUCCUAUCCUCCCGUUUAGCGCAGUGCGUCUGGAGUCGUUGCUCCUCGCCCUGGGCGGCGACUCCAUCAUUGCCCUGCAGGUCUCCCCAGAACUCAGGCGCACUGCCUGCAUGACUUGUUUUGGCUUUGAUCACAUCGUCAACGUCAGCCCAGACGAUCGGAAGUCACGAACACUCAAAGCAAGAAAUGCUCUCGGCAUAGAGCCAAGCCCGAUGAUGCGCAGUAUCCUCUUCUCCAAUGGAAACGAGCAGAUUCUAUUUGCUGUUGCGCACCACCUUGUCAUGGACCUGGUGGCAUGGCGUAUCAUCAUUGCCGACACCGAAGCUCUGCUGACUGCUACCACUGUAGCACUGUCUUUAACGGCGAGAAAGAUAUCUUGA
Pyricularia grisea is the source of this 480-nucleotide messenger RNA. RefSeq lists its product as uncharacterized. The transcript has 2 exons. Lineage: Eukaryota; Fungi; Ascomycota; Sordariomycetes; Magnaporthales; Pyriculariaceae. The coding region runs from base 1 to 480 and encodes 159 amino acids. The record is from RefSeq and is a predicted model, not a curated record.